CAYCACUGCGCAUGCUUUGACACCCAGGCCCCAGCUCAUWUGUGCGGAAGGAACGCCUGGUAGAGGAAGCAUUGUCUUUCAAGARAAAACAAASYGAAACUGGGAGGGAUAUGUUUGAAUGUUUGAUUAUAUUUAAGAAUACCAAAGAAGGAAAUGCCAGYUCUGUAACCGAUGUAGUGUAUUCUUUUAAUUUCUCUCACCUUUGUCCGCUCAGGUGAAGGAACUUUGCACUUUAUASACUACAAGCUGUCUCGUCUGUCAGACUAAAGCACCACAAAAUGCCUGCCCUUGUUGCUUUUAAUCGACGCUGGCAAAUUGGCAGCGAUGAUUUGGUAUUUGUCUUUGGGGGUGGUUUGUUGGCUCGACUACUGUGGUUGGUAGUCCUCUGUAUUAUWUUUGGUGUUUACCACAAAGAAAUGAAGUCAUGUAACGCAAGCAGCACYUUGGAAGCRUUCUUCAUUGGCGUCAUUGUCAUCACCUGCUUUGUGAUUAUAAAUGAAAGUAUAAUAAUCUGGAUGAGUAUGCGAGGAACAAUUAUUAACACAAGACCCAGACAACAUAUACCAUACCUGCUGUAUGUCCAAAUACUCCUUUACAUCCCUGAAAUAUGUCUAUCAGGACUUGGGAUUUACUGGGCAUUUUAUGACAGUAAAGGCUGUGAAUUGGCCAUCACAAUACCCGUGCAAGUUACUGUGGUUUUUCAGUGGUGUAUUUUACUGUCAGCCAUCAUCGUUGUUCUGGUAUUCUUUGAUCCAUUGGGAUCAGGACAAGCUGGUCUUCAUGAUGACUGCACUGAAGCACACAUGCACAAAACAACAAAGUUAUGGGAGCGUCGUUGUAAAUGGCUAUGCUGUUGUUUUGUUGGUCGUGACGAAGACUACAUGGAUGCUAUCUCUGAUAUUGCUAAAGUGUUUGCAUCUGAGCUCAAUGGUGUUGAUGCUGUGCCUUCUGAUGUUGCUGUUGGACUCAUUCUGCUGCAGCAACAACAGGAUGAAGAAGCUAGGAAACUGCUAGAAAGUGGCAAGGCACCACUAGAAGGACAACCUGUUGAUUUAUCAGAUCCUGCCCAGACAACUCUUAUCAAAGAUGCUGCUUAUUUUAUGAAAUAUUCMUUGGGAUCUUAUGGCUGGCCUUUGUAUGUUUUUAUGAAUCCUUGCUGUGGAACUUUUCACUUUUGUGGUAAAAUAAGAUGUUGUUCAUGUUGUGCGCCUGAUAGUCAUGUUACCGGUGACAACUGUUGCAUGUGCAAUACUGCAGCUGUUCACUUGCAAUCCAACCUACCUGAAGAAGAUUUGUUUUAUAUUUCAUUUCACAAUAAAUUGUAUGAAAUCCCUUUCUACGUUGCUCUGGAUGACCAACACAAGGCUGUAGUGAUAUCAAUCCGUGGUACACUAUCAAUGAGGGAUACUUUGACAGACAUGACAGGACAUGGAGAGAGAAUUGACAUACACGUUGAAGGCUUGGAGGAUGGAAGCAUGGCACACAAGGGAAUGUUCCUGACUGCGCAGUACAUCAAGGAUCAGCUGAUUAACAAGGGUAUCUUACAAGGUGCAUUUGAUGAUGAUAUAGCAACAGCUCAUGCACAAGACUACRUUAUGUCAAUAAUUCUUGGAAAUGAUGUUGUACCAAGAAUGGGAGUCAAGAAUUUAAACACCUUAAAAAGAGACCUUGAAACAGUUAUCUUGAACUGUAACUUACCAAAGUACCGUGUGCUAAUGACUGGYUUCUGGAGGGCAUUGUGUUUCUUUUUGGGAAAGAAAACAAGCAUUCAAGAUAUCUACCCAAUAUAUCCUGAUGAGUUCUCACCUYCCCACUUAAUGGAACCUUUGUUAGGAGAAAGACAGCCACUUAAUACAGUAGACAGAGGACCUGGGGCAAGCUACGUUGCUGAGGAGGAAAACACAGGUGAAAACGUAAGAGAGUCAGGUAAUGGUGAAUCCUCUGGAAGUCAACUUGUACAACUUUAUCCUGCUGGGAAAAUAUUGCAGAUUUAUGAAAAGAACCGYAACAGGCCACAAACUGAUUCCAGCUACGAGCUACUAUGGGCCGACAAAGAGAUCUACUAUCGWGUACUUAUAGGUCCCAGAAUGAUACGAGAUCAUCUUCCUGAUGUAGUAAAGAAUACAUUGGAAAACAUAGCAAAGACCRUAGUUAGGUAAUAAAAUUAGUUUUCAUAUUAAAUAUUAAUUAUUUUGAGAAAAAAAAUAUCUUGAAAAGAUGUUCAAAUAUAAACUACGAUCUURAAUUUCAUUGAGUGUAGUUCCCCUUGAGGGAGAAA
Messenger RNA from Exaiptasia diaphana, 2278 nucleotides. Its product is annotated as sn1-specific diacylglycerol lipase beta. Gene Ontology annotation, biological process: lipid metabolic process. NCBI's taxonomy places the organism in Eukaryota, Metazoa, Cnidaria, Anthozoa, Actiniaria, Aiptasiidae. The record is from RefSeq and is a predicted model, not a curated record.